This is a messenger RNA of Ambispora leptoticha, 990 nucleotides long. Lineage: Eukaryota; Fungi; Glomeromycota; Glomeromycetes; Archaeosporales; Ambisporaceae. The record is from the annotation of a GenBank genome assembly.
AUGGUAUUGUGGUCAUAUUUAAGAGUAUUAUUCAGAAGUCCCGGAUCACCUAGAGAUCCAGAAACUUCAACAACUAUAUCAUCACGAAUACCAAUACAACCAGAACAAUCUAUAAUGGGAACAACAUCAGCAGUGAUACAUAAUGAAUCCGAUCCAUCAUUGAAAUUAAAUUCUGCAUCAGCAUCAUCAUCAAAAAUAACAAGUAAUAACGGUCAUCAAAUGACACAUCAAUCAGAUUCUUUAAAUAAUAAAGACGUAAUACAACCUAUGAAAAAUGCUCAUCUGCGAACUUCACCAAAUCCAUUACCGACAAUUCAAGAAGUUGGCACUGAUGAAAAUCACGAUACAUCUACAGCAACAAUAAAUGUUAUGGUAAAUGGAUGUGUUGGUCACAGAAAUUAUAAAUUUUUUUACUUGUUUAUUUUUUACACGUCAUUCUACGCGGAUUUUGCAUUCGCCGCUACGAUACCAAUUGUAGUUCAACAAGCAAAAGUUGGCAAAGAUAUUGAUAUCCAGUGGAUUGUUUUAUUAAUAUUAGCAUUCUUAUUUGGGAUUUUAUUAUCCGGAUUCACCGUUGUUCACACAACAUAUAUAUUUCAAAAUCGAACCACCAUCGAGAGUAUUUCUGUUGGGUCACGUCAAUACCACGUACGCAUACAAUUUGACGCCAACAAUCCCCUUGGAUAUGGAAUUGCUACCACACAACCCGGUGAGAAUUUGUGGGAUUUAGGAUGGCGAAAGAAUUUUAAGGCGGCAAUGGGAUCAAGGUGGUGGCUGUGCCUGAUACCAAUAGGUAGCUCGCAGGGGGAUGGUUUGUCAUUCCCAUAUAAUUCAGAAUUAUAUACUCGAUUGUCAACUGAGGCAAAACGCCAAGCACAGCUAGAAGAUCGAAUAGCAAUGAUGAUGCAUCCUCAGCAUUAUCUUGCACAGGAAAUUCAGGGUGCUAGUACUAUGGCUCCGGGAGCAACAAGUCGAAUGCGACGAUACUAG